Balearica regulorum gibbericeps (East African grey crowned-crane) is the source of this 731-nucleotide messenger RNA. The record is from RefSeq and is a predicted model, not a curated record. Lineage: Eukaryota; Metazoa; Chordata; Aves; Gruiformes; Gruidae.
UUCUUUCAGGAAAGCCCAAAGUGUAUCAAGGUGUUAGAGUAAAGAUUACAGUUAAGGAGUUACUGCAGCAGAGGAGAGCACGACAAGCAGCAACCAGCUCAGCGGUUUCUUGGGGCAGCAGCAGCAGCAUCCAGUUUUCAGAGUCUGUGUCUCCUCCUCACCCAGCACCUUUUGACACAGAGUCCAUCUCUUCUGUUCCCAACUAUUGUCCAUCGUGGCAGUUUUCAAAUUGCCUCUCCUGCGAAGAAAGCCCUAGCUAUUUGGAGCAGCUGGUAGAUUCCUGUCUUCAGACAGAUGCGCCCUUAGACUCAGCCUUCAGUGCUUUCCAGACGUCCUCGCAUCACACCUCAGACGCCUUCCAGCCAGUUCCGCUCUGCUUUACCCAAGGCCUGGCUGCCGGAUCGCCCAGUUCAGCUGAUCUGUCCGGCCCAUUAAACUAUAGCUGCUCUCCUCCUCAGCUCUCUCCUUUCACUCCACUGACCCACAGCCCACCCUCUGCCCUGGACACCAAGACCUGUGGCUACCCUGCAGAGGAGUGGUCCUGCCAUCCCCCCGCCCCAUACACCACCUCCACCUGCUGCUGCACAGCCUGUGGCUCCCAGCACGUGGACAACAGGGUCCCGCAGUACUUCCCCUGCCCCAGCACCGACUGCAUGGACUACCUGCCGCCUGUGGCCAUGGCUGAUGACUUCUUCAGAAGGGACAGGAACUGUGACAUCUGCUACAGCUAA